AUGGUUUUAUGGAAAGACUUGAUACAAUCAUAUUUCGGUCAUAUUAUUUACGAGAACUUAGAAUCUUCUUUAGCGACUCAAAGCAUUCAGAGAACUGAACAAGAAAGAAAGGAAAAAAAAGGCUUUAAGAUUUUUUUCUCUACUUUAGAAAUCCCACUGGCAAACGCCCUUGAUUUUGACUUCUUUUACAAUCCAUUUGCCGUUUGUUCAUCUCACAAAUGUGCUUUUCAUUUCAUUACAAGCAAUGAGGGAAGAGAUAGAAAGAAAGAAUGA
Messenger RNA from Clunio marinus, 273 nucleotides. Lineage: Eukaryota; Metazoa; Arthropoda; Insecta; Diptera; Chironomidae. The record is from the annotation of a GenBank genome assembly.